Molecule: messenger RNA, 1023 nt
Organism: Erigeron canadensis
Lineage: Eukaryota; Viridiplantae; Streptophyta; Magnoliopsida; Asterales; Asteraceae
Product: 60S ribosomal protein L7-4-like
Exons: 7
Coding region: 113-850 (245 amino acids)
Biological process (GO): maturation of LSU-rRNA from tricistronic rRNA transcript (SSU-rRNA, 5.8S rRNA, LSU-rRNA)
Cellular component (GO): cytosolic large ribosomal subunit
Molecular function (GO): RNA binding; structural constituent of ribosome
Source: RefSeq, a predicted model, not a curated record
AAACCCUAAAAUUCAACUAUCCGUCUUUAAACAACAUCUUUUCUUUGCCAUUCCUUCACUCCCCCCACCUCCAUUUGCUGCUGCCGCUGCUCAAUUUCAGUCGGUAGAAGAAAUGGCUGAAGUUGCUAAAUCAGGACCCGCGGUUCCGGAAUCCGUACUAAAGAAACAGAAAAGAAAUGAGGAAUGGGCUGUGGCUAAGAAGCUUCAAGUUGAAGCCUUGAAGAAAAAGAAUGCUGCUAACAGGAAGUUGAUUUUCAACAGGGCUAAGCAGUACUCUCAGGAGUACGAAGCUCAGCAAAAGGAGUUGAUCCAGCUGAAACGUGAGGCACGAUUGAAAGGUGGAUUUUAUGUGAAUCCGGAAGCUAAGAUGCUCUUUAUCAUUAGGAUCCGUGGUAUUAAUGCGAUGGACCCAAAGUCAAAGAAAAUUUUGCAGCUCUUGCGGUUGAGACAGAUCUUCAAUGGUGUGUUUUUGAAAGUCAACAAGGCUACAUUGAAUAUGUUGCACAGGGUGGAGCCAUAUGUUACCUACGGGUACCCCAACUUGAAGAGUGUGAAGGAGUUGAUAUACAAGAGAGGUUAUGGCAAGCUAAACAAACAAAGGAUUCCAUUGACUGAUAACUCCAUUGUCGAGCAGGGUCUUGGGAAACAUGGCAUUAUCUGUGUUGAAGAUCUUAUCCAUGAGAUUCUCACUGCUGGACCUCAUUUCAAGGAGGCUAAUAACUUCCUCUGGCCAUUCAAGUUGAAGGCUCCAUUGGGUGGCAUGAAGAAGAAGAGAAACCACUAUGUUGAAGGAGGAGAUGCUGGUAAUCGUGAAGAUUACAUCAAUGAGCUCAUUAGGCGAAUGAAUUAGGUUAUUGGUCAUAGCUCAAUGUUUUUGAUGUUGCCUUUCGGAAUUAUUGUUAGAUUGUGUACUCUUGGCUCUCUGGUAAUUGGGACAGUUUUUUUCUUUUUCAAACUAAGAUGGAUGUAAUAUCGCUGAGAAAUUUUUGGAUUUUGCUAUCAAGGGUUCGACUUGCAAACAAA